Maniola jurtina (meadow brown) is the source of this 4578-nucleotide messenger RNA. It is a transcript of the gene Pitslre, whose product is annotated as cyclin-dependent kinase 11A. Gene Ontology annotation, molecular function: cyclin-dependent protein serine/threonine kinase activity; ATP binding. Lineage: Eukaryota; Metazoa; Arthropoda; Insecta; Lepidoptera; Nymphalidae. The transcript is spliced from 12 exons. The record is from RefSeq and is a predicted model, not a curated record. Gene Ontology annotation, cellular component: nucleus. Bases 237 to 2888 code for a protein of 883 amino acids. Gene Ontology annotation, biological process: regulation of mitotic cell cycle; protein phosphorylation.
UGUUUCCGGUUUGACUUGACAAAAUAACAAAAUGGCGUGUCAGCUUGUUCACAAAGUGUAGUAUAUUGAAUAGAUUUUUGUCUUACAAACUUUUGAAAUAAUUAGUGCGUGUUGUGUUUUUUUAUUUAGUUUAUACUCUUAUGCAUAAAUUUCUAUUAUUUCAACUUUUAAACCAUAAGUGUGUUCUUUUUGAUACCGAACAGUGAUUGGUGAAAUUGUAUAAUUUUUACAAUACCAUGAGUAAUUACGAAGAUGAUCAAAGUGAAGAUGGUGAAUUAGCUCGUAGUCCUGUUCAAGACGAAAUGGAUUUCAGCUUAUCCGAUGAAGAUCGAGACAACGCGGAUUCACUAGUUAUCAAACCACCGCAAGCUGUAAUUCGUUCUCAUCGUGACAAAAGAGGUCACAAGCGAGCUGUGAAAGAAAGAUAUAAGGAAACUACUCGAAAGGAAAAGAAACACCUUUACAGGGAACGUGAUAAGUCGGAUAAAUCGAAACGUGAGAUUAGUAAAAAUUUAGAACGUGAGGAAAUGUCAAAAGAUUAUUAUAGAGACAAACAAUACUACCGAGAAAAAGAAGCGUAUAGGGAAAAGGAUGUCCGGGAGAAAGAAAUGUAUAGAGAGAGGGAAGUUAGGGAUAAGGAUGUAUAUAGAGAAAAAGAUGUUUACAGAGAGAAGGAUCCUUAUAGGGAAAGAGAACACUACAGGGAACGAGAAAUGUACAGAGAUAAUACUGCCUAUAGAGAAAGCGGAAGACCUAAAGAAAUUUAUAGAGAAAAGGAAGUUUACAAAGAAAAAGAUGUUCAAAGAGAACGUGAAAUGUAUGUAAGUCGUGAUCGGCAGUAUAAAUAUUCUGAACCUGAGAGAAAACGCAUAGAAAAUGAUAGAAUAGAAACUAGAUUAAGAUUAUUGGCUGAAGAGGGUAGACCUAAUCAGACUAAUGAAAAAGAAAAUAGGGAUAAAACUUCUGGUGAUAAGGAACUAGAAGAUCUAAGAAGUAGGUUACUAAGUAAAAGGAUAUCUAAAGAGUUGCAAAGUCAGGAAUCAAAAAAACCUACUGAUUAUGAAAAUAAGGACACUAAGAAAUCUGCACAAAAUGAAAGGGAAAGAAAUUCAGAACGGCAUUCAACACUUGACAAACAUCAACAAGAACGAAGGAAGAGACUAUUAGAAGCAGAACGAGAAAUGGUCAAAAGGAAACAUGAAUCCCGAGUAGAGCUUGAAGCUAGGCGAGAGGAGCGUCGGCGUCGUGGCAGGAAGCGAUCUGUUUCUCCUCAGGAGGUGUCUACGAAAAAGAAUAAAACACAGCACUCACCUAACUAUGGUGAAUCAGUUGUCACUGUGUCUGAUGCGAGUGAUGUAGAAAUGAAGAGCGACUCUCCACACUCAGAACCUGAGGAAGGUGAACAUUCCAACACUGAGUCAGAGGAAGAGAGUACAGAGUCAGAGUCCGAAUCGGAUAGGGAUUCUAAGUCAGAAGAUGAGAACAGGGAAGAGAUACUAGAGAAGGAAGAAGAAAAAGAGAUUGUCCCUGAAAAGGUUAAGUCCAGGUCAAACUCAAAAUCACCAGCUUCACCUAAAUCAGAUCAUGGCAGCCCGUCAUCUCAUGAAUCAGAGAGGUCGCAUUCAAGAUCCAAAAGUAGAAGUCGUUCACAUUCGUUUUCACCACCACCACCUGGUGAAAAUGGCAAAGUUAGUACAGAAGAAGAAAAGCCUCAGCAAGAUGAUGAGGAAAUCAGGUUGAGAGAAGAGGCUAUCAAUGCUUUACCACCAUACUUUCCAGCUCUACAGGGAUGUCGAUCUGUUGAGGAGUUUCAAUGUCUCAACAGAAUAGAGGAAGGCACAUACGGAGUUGUUUACAGAGCUCGUGACAAAACAACAGAAGAGAUUGUUGCUCUGAAAAGACUUAAAAUGGAAAAGGAAAAGGAAGGAUUUCCCAUUACCUCGCUGAGGGAGAUCAAUACAUUGCUUAAGGGACAACAUCCGAACAUAGUAACGGUGCGAGAGAUCGUUGUCGGAUCCAACAUGGACAAGAUAUUCAUUGUCAUGGAUUACGUCGAGCACGACCUCAAGAGUCUUAUGGAAACUAUGAGAGGAAAGAAACAAGUAUUUCUACCAGGCGAGGUAAAAUGUUUGAUGACACAAUUGCUGAAAGCUGUGCAUCAUUUGCACGACAACUGGAUAUUACACAGAGAUCUCAAGACGAGUAAUCUAUUGCUAUCCCACAAAGGAAUUUUAAAGGUGGGAGAUUUCGGUUUAGCUAGGGAGUACGGAUCUCCGCUCCGUCAGUACACCCCGAUAGUGGUGACGUUGUGGUACCGCGCCCCGGAACUGCUGCUGUGCUGCAAGGAAUACUCAACGCCCAUUGAUAUGUGGAGCGUUGGCUGCAUUUUCGCUGAGUUCAUCACUAUGAACCCACUCUUUCCCGGAAAGUCUGAAGUUGAUCAGCUGAAUAGAAUUUUCAAGGACUUGGGUACUCCAUCAGAGCUUCUAUGGCCCGGCUACAAGGAGUUGCCAGCCGUACAAAAGAUGACGUUUGCCGAACACCCCACCGGCGGAAUGCGACAGCGCAUCGGUUCCGACCUGCUGUCUGAAGCAGGCCACUCGCUGUUGCAAGGAUUCCUCACCUACAACCCUGCCAGGCGGUUGACAGCUGAAGUUGCUCUAGAACAUCCAUAUUUCAAGGAGCAACCGGUGGCCAUCGAGCCCGCGAUGUUCCCGACGUGGCCCGCCAAGUCGGAGGGCGGGCGCCGCACCACGCACAGCCCCAAGCCGCCGGCGGGCGGCGCAGCCUAUGCUCAGUACGCGCGCGGAGACUCUGACGAGGCGCUCGGCUUCCACGUGCAGAGCCGCUCGCUCAACGUGGCUCCGGGAUUCUCGCUUAAGUUUUAGCCCACCCUAAAUACCGACGCUUAUAGUACUAGCUACGAAUAGUGUAUAGUGCGCGCAAAAUAUAGUUCAGUCUAAAGUUGCAACAUAGCGGAUUGGGCAUGUCAUAGAUACGAGCCCGUUUGAGAUCUGUUUUUGCUCAAUGUGCCGUCAUACGCCUCGUAUUCAGAUUGGACUAAUUGUUUUACGUGCACUGUACUGUAUGACAACAAUAAACAACUAUUUAAAAAUUCAAGAAAUGUGUUGAAUAUCUAUCGAAAUGCGAGUUUUUACAGUCAUUUGCGAGGUAAAUCAUCAAGCUUUUAUGACUUAUAACCGUCGUCUCGCUUUUACUGUCAAGAUUGUACCAAUUGUUUCAAUUUUUAGCACUUGUAAAUAUUUCGAAUUGCUAAACAGUGGAAUAUGAUAGAAGUGAUCAACCUCGAUUCAAGUAGAAAUGUAACGCCUCUUGAAAACUAAUAUACCUUCCUACAUAUUAUAAAAAAUAUUUUUUUAAUAUUAGAAUUUUAAAUAAUGUAAAUAAUAUUAUCGUUGAAUGACUUUCUCUAGCAAUGAAGUAAAAGAGCAAAUCAAAAUGUAAAUUAUUCUGACUUAUGUGAUUGCCAAGAACACGGUUAUUUUUAUAAUACAUAUUGGGUAUAUUUCAUUGAAAUGUUCAAAACAUCACGUUUUUGCCUUUGUUCAUGUACCUAUAAAAAUACAUAUAAACUUAGGUCUGUUAGUAAUAUUUUUACCUGAUUUUACACUAAUUACUACUUGCAGCAAAAGUAGCUUUCAGAUAUUGGUCUGUUGUAAGUAGCGUAUUUCUCGUCGUAGUAGUUCGUCUAACGCCGAGAUGUAAAAAAUAUGUAUUGUAAACAAUUAAUUUUUGCAAUCCCAUAAAAUGUACCUAUACAUUUUGUAUGUAAAAUUAGUAGGAUGUGAGAAGUGGCACUUAAUUAUCACUUAUUUAUGAUAUUAAGGCCAUAUUAUAUUAUAAAUAUGUAAACAUUAAAUCAUCAAUAAUAAUUAAAAUCAUAUUACAUUCGAUGUUAACACAUCAAACUUAACAUGAUUUUAUUAUAUACUUUGACAAUAAGGCAACAAGCAAAUUGUUUCCUCGUCAACUAUAUUCUUCGUUUCUUGUUUCGAGUUUUCCUUUACAUUGAGAUUUAAAAAAAAUAUAGCAUCUUUUCUUAAAAUAGACAUUGUUUAUCUUAUUAAUUGGCUAUAGAACUUUAAAAAUAGAAAAGUAUAAUAUAAAAAAAAAUCAUCUAUAGUAUAGUACAUUUUAUUUUGAAAGUAUGUAUAUUGUAUACUAAAUGUGGCUGAUCAGCUAAGGUUAUUUAUCUUAAAUAAAAUAAUGUACUUAUAAGUUAGGAAUUAUAAAAUAAUAUAAUAUAUCCUUAAUAAGUACUAAAAAAAUUUAAAUAUAAAAUAACAAUAUACAUUGCAGACUGAAAACAGAUAAAUUUUUCAUUUUCUAUCUAUGAUAAAAUCGCAAAUAAAUUGGUAUUCAAUGGUAAGUUUAUUUGGAAUACUUUACUACCUGAACAUUUUGAAAAAUUGUGUGUAACAUUUUCAAUAAUUACUAAACUAUUUUGUAAUUAGUUACUAUAGUAAAAUUGUAAAUAUAUCUUUAAUGCGAUAGUAUAUACUUCAAAAGGGUAAAUUUAGUUAUAAAUAAUAUGGUACAAUAUAUGUUUUGAAAAAG